AUGUCCAACUACAAGACGGCAGCGGAGUAUGCGGGGAGGUACAUCGACGAAGCGACGAACUCGACCAUCGUGCUCGAGAUAGACCCGAAUCACGAUGACGGGCCGGAAAUUUGGGUUUCCAGAGAUGUGGUGCGCGGAUUCGACGUGCUGGAAAACUAUCUCCUGAACAACAAUCUCCACUGCAGAGCCCCCAGCACCACGCCGCUCGUCAGGCUCCUCCGGCAGCUGACCGAGGAUCUUUCGACCGGCAAGAGGCAGUCGUAG
Messenger RNA from Pyricularia pennisetigena, 264 nucleotides. RefSeq lists its product as uncharacterized. The transcript has a single exon. The coding region runs from base 1 to 264 and encodes 87 amino acids. The record is from RefSeq and is a predicted model, not a curated record. Lineage: Eukaryota; Fungi; Ascomycota; Sordariomycetes; Magnaporthales; Pyriculariaceae.